AUGGGAUGGGUCUUUGAUGUUGUCGGCAGUCUUUCUGUAGCAGCAAACUGUUUGUCUUACUCUCUGAUGCUGUGUGGAAAUACUUUGGAAUCUGUAAGGAUGCAGACUGAAGCUGGUUCAUUUCAUCUCACGUGUAAAUAUUGCAUUGAGAAUCCAAAACCUGCUGUGAAGACGUGUCUGAAAUGUGAAACGUCUUUUUGCUCUCAACACUUAAAACCACAUUUACUGAAAGAGGCCUACAGAGAUCACACACUCAUUGAGCCUGGGGUUAAAGUUACCGAGAGACACUGCCCUGACCAUCUGAAGCUGCUACAGCACUAUUGUAAAGAGGAUGCAGAGUGUGUGUGUGUUUCCUGUACAAUUAUAGGGAAACAUAAAUCCCACACAUUACUGAGCCUGGAUCAGGCACAAGCUGCAAUUACGGAUGAACUGGAGAAGGAAAUCAAGAAGCUGCAGGGAGUCCAGCAGAAUUGUUCCACCAAACAGCGAACAUUGGAGAGAUCAGAGGCUGAAAUCAAGACCCGAAUCAAUGAUUGGAAAGGGAAGUCAACACAGAGCUUCUCUGAAUGGAGGAGAAAGCUGGAUGAAGAUGAAGAAUCCACCAUGAGAGUGAUCGAUGAGGAGGGACUCCAAGCUCUCUCUCAGAUUCGAAGCUGUUCUGAAGCAUUAAACAGCAAGAUGGAACAGAUUGCAUUAAUAGAUGGAGAAAUCCAGAGUCUGUUACAGAGAGACCCUCUCUCCCUUAUUCAGAACUCAAAACAGCUCCUUUCCAGAGUGACUGAGAUUCAGAAAGUCCCAGAGCGAGCUGUUCCAGUGUUCACCCUGAACCUGACCGAUAUAUCAGAACACCUCCAGAAGAAACUGAAUGGAUGGGAAAAGUACCACUCAGACAUCUUGGCAGUCAUCAGAAAAAGCCCAUUGAGCCUGGAUGCAAAGACAGCAAACUGCUACUUGGUUCUGUCUGACGAUGGGAGAUCAGUAACUCUUGCUGAACAGCAACAGCCCUAUCCAUCUCACCCAGAAAGAUUUGAAGAUUAUUAUCAAGUUCUUUCUUCCCAGAGCUUCUCCUCAGGAUCCCAUUCCUGGGAAGGAGAAAGUGAUGGGAAGGAAUGGGGAAUGGGGAUUGUGUAUGGGAGUAUUGAUAGGGUCGGACAGUACUCUUGGUUUGGGGAAAGCAGUAAUUCCUGGUGUUUAUAUCUUGGCAGUGAUGCUGUCACAAUCUGGCAUGAUAAUGAACGCACUGAUCUUCCAAUGAUCCCAUCCACAAGCAGGAUCCAAGUCCAAUUGGACUAUGAGGUUGGGACGUUAUCAUUUUACCAGGUCACUGACUCACUAAAACAUUUACACACAAUUCAAACCACAUUCACUGAACCAGUGUUCCCAGCGUUUUGUUGUUAUGACAAAUCCUUAAAACUGGUAAAUUAACCCUGAUUGCUGAGAUUCCUUUCUGGAGUUGACAUGUAUGCCAAUUAUUAUAAAUCAUCAUGUCGUUAAAGAUUGAGUGCUGAGCACUUCAGAAGCUUAUCAGUUAUUUCUAUUAGUUGAAAGUUUUGAAGAAAUCCCUGUGAGUGUCAGAGUUGUUGAUUUAUAUGGACCCCUGAACAAAAUUCAAUACCUGUACAAAACACUUUUCCAGAAAGUAGAACCUCUGUGUUAGAAGUUGAAUUUUGAUUUGUUUGGAAAUGAGUUCGGAGAUAGAGAGUGGGGGUAAAUGGUAAUGGGUUCAUACAUUGGGCUUGGUAUUCAAGAUAUUCCCUCCAGAUCUCUACUGGGCCUUAUUUCAUUACUUUGUUUUUAGAUGAUUUGAAUGAGAAUAUAAAAUGUUGUCUCUGCGAAAUAAAGUAUUAUUAAUAAAGUCAACAAAUUAUUUUAAGCCAGUGAAUCAUCAUCAGAACUCUUUGUUUUAGAGUUCAGCAGAUGGAGUAUUUCUGUUUGGCUAGAGACUGUGGGGAACAAAGUGAGACAGGGUCUUCGAGCUAAUAUGGAGACUAGCAACAUCAUAGCGUAUGAAAUUAACACAGGUAAGUGGCUUCGAGACAGAUGAAAGUUCAUGACAUCAUGGAACAAAAGGCUGUCUCCACUUGUAUUGAGAAGGAUAGGCACACAUUUAACAAAACCUGCAAAAGAGGAAAAUGUAUCAUGGGAGAAUAAAAGCACUUUGCCACGCAUUGAGUAAUUGUGUCCUGGAAUACAGUGCCCGGAAGUGCCAUGGAAGGGGAGAAUUCAAUUGUUACAGUGAUGGGAAUUGCAGGUUAUCUGAUGAGCAGCAGAGGGCGGCUGUGGCUCAGUCUUCUCAUUGAUCUCCAGUCUCCAGCCCCACCUUGUGGUUGGUGUAGGAGUUGCAGCCUCCCUCCUUCCUGCAGCUCCUUGUAUUUCUCACUGGAUUUCACACUAAGUAAACUCCCUGUCCCAAGUGGCAUCAAAUUUUCCCAAAGCGGCUUUAUGGGAGUCUUUACACAAUGAAUAUCUAAUGCCUGGUUUCACAGGGUGACCGAAAACAUGGCAAAAAAAAAGAAACUACAAGAUGUAUCCUCAUUCAAAUAAAACAAACUCAGCAAGUUUGCAGACCUCAGUGGUUCAUUGUAGUUUCAUUAAACUGUGCAAAUAUCUUGUGUUAAUCUGUGGAAUACAUCUUGUUGAUCUGGGCAAAAAAUGUUGCAUCAAUUUGUUGAAAAAACUUGUGUUACUUUGUGCAAACAUCAUGUCCAACCGGAACU
Messenger RNA from Chiloscyllium plagiosum (whitespotted bambooshark), 2717 nucleotides. Its product is annotated as E3 ubiquitin-protein ligase TRIM39-like. Lineage: Eukaryota; Metazoa; Chordata; Chondrichthyes; Orectolobiformes; Hemiscylliidae. The record is from RefSeq and is a predicted model, not a curated record. Gene Ontology annotation, molecular function: zinc ion binding; protein binding.